AAGGCGGCACUCUGGACUUUGCAGUUCACUGCGCAUGCGCGUCAUCACUCCGCUGAAGAGGGAGACAUGGCGACGUCCCUGAUCUGCAGCCGUCUGACGGCUAGCCUGAGACAUUCAGGGGCCAGAAACACCAUCAGCUCCGCUUCCAAGAUUCUCGGUGGUUCUUCGGGUCUGUUCGGAGGCCAUGUGCCCCAGCUGCAACAGCAGCAGCAGAGGAACCUCUCCCUACACGAGUACAUGAGCAUCGGGCUGCUGAAGGAGGCCGGCAUCGCUGUGCCGGACGGCUUGGUGGCCAGCUCCUCGGAUGAAGCCUACUCUGUGGCCAAGCAGAUCGGUUCAAAGGACCUGGUGGUGAAAGCUCAGGUGCUGGCUGGUGGCAGAGGAAAGGGGACAUUCGAGGGCGGACUGAAGGGAGGAGUAAGGAUUGUCUACUCGCCAGAGGAGGCCCGUGACAUUACAUCCCAGAUGAUUGGGCGAAAGCUGUACACCAUACAGACCGGAGAGGCGGGUCGUAUCUGCAACCAGGUGUUCAUCUGCGAGCGCAGGUACCCACGCAGAGAGUACUACUUCGCCAUCACCAUGGAGAGGUCCUUCCAGGGCCCCGUGUUGAUUGGCAGCUCGCAAGGUGGCGUGAAUAUUGAAGAUGUUGCAGCCGAAAGUCCAGACGCUAUUGUGAAGGAGCCCAUCGACAUUGUGGAGGGCAUCAAGAUGGAGCAGGCUGUCAAGGUGGCUCAGAAGAUGGGCUUCCCGACGGCGCUGGUGAACGAGGCGGCGGAGAACAUGAUCAAACUGUACAAUCUGUUCAUCAAGUACGACGCAUCCAUGAUCGAGAUCAACCCCAUGGUGGAGGACGCAUCUGGCAUCGUGAUGUGCAUGGACGCCAAGAUCAACUUCGACUCCAACGCAGAGUACCGCCAGAAGAUGGUGUUCGACAUGCAGGACUGGACCCAGGAGGACCCUCGGGACCGGCAGGCCGCCAAGGCCGACCUCAACUACAUCGGCCUGGACGGAAGCAUUGGCUGUCUGGUAAAUGGAGCCGGUCUCGCCAUGGCCACCAUGGACAUCAUCAAACUCCACGGUGGCACUCCAGCCAACUUCCUGGAUGUCGGAGGAGGAGCCACAGCUCAUCAGGUGACCGAGGCCUUCAAACUCAUCACCUCUGACAGGAAGGUUCAGGCCAUCCUGGUCAACAUCUUCGGAGGCAUCAUGAGGUGUGAUGUCAUCGCCCAGGGCAUCAUCAUGGCUGUAAGCGAGCUGGACCUCAAGAUCCCCAUCGUAGUGCGGUUACAAGGAACGAGAGUGGACGAUGCCAAAGCUCUGAUUGCUGCCAGUCCGCUGAAAAUCCUGGCCUGUGACGAUCUGGAUGAGGCCGCCAAAAUGGUUGUAAAGCUUUCUGAAAUCGUCUCGCUAGCUAAGGAAGCUCAAGUGGACAUCACCUUCCAGCUGCCCAUCUAAGAAAGAAACUCCACCUUUGACCUCCAUGACCUCCUCACCCCAAGCACUUCCUCUGUCACACCCAAAACCGCCCACCACUCCACCCUGACAAACAGACCGCAAGACGAGCCUCUCGCACCUGAGAGGAGAUUAGAGACGCGUAGUUUUCUCCUUCUUACUCUGUGGCAUGAUGGCACGACUCUGUACAGGUGUCCGACAGGUAGACCACAACAGGCUUCACUUAGAGAGAGAAAGGCCUCGUUUUUAGUUGCAAUGGGAUCUCCGUUUCCCCUCUCCACGUUUCCUCAAACCCACUAACUUAAGUUGCACUUCAGUCGAUACGCACAAACCUCCACUUUUAUCUCCUUCACACACGAUGAACCGGUCUGCUUACUUCAGCACUUGUUGGGAAAUGUUCCUUUGCCCUUUUUAGAAAAAUAAAAGCAGACCAGCUGAAGCAUUUUCAUGUGAAGGAAGCUGCUUUCGCUCUCAUUAUUUAGUGGUUUCAUUUCAGUUAAAAUGAAUAGUUGAGACAGCGGCCACACUGGCUGGUGAUUGGUGCUGUUACAUCACGUGGGUGCAAAAGGAUGACUGGAAAGGCAUCAGGAGAAGGAUUGUAAUCCCAUUACUUUCAUAAACACACAUAGCUUUGCAUGAGUGCCUUUUAAGCAUGUUGUCUCUAAGUAGGAAUGUAACAAAAUAAAGAACAGAUUUGCUCCCUCUGUGUAGAACAUUGAAGUAUUUCCUCAAACCCACAAAUCAGUGCUGAAAACACACAAACAAAAUGACUGAGCUGUGUCUCCGUCAAGUACAAUGAACAACACUGCAGCAUUGAUUUAAUAAUAGCUUUCAGACAGAAAUUGCUUCAGAGAAUGAGCUGUUUUCUCCUGCAGACGCCUCCACGUUAUGUCUUCCCCUCCUAUAGAAGCCCUCCAUUAUGCUGUGAUGACAGUGAAAGCGUUCACUGGAUUCAUUUAUUUAAAUAUGUAACUGAAUUCAGGCUCAUUUUAAAGCAUGUAGAGGAAUUUGUUAAAAGCUUGGUUCCCCAAAAGCGUGAUCUCAUUUACCUCUUAGUGUUAUCUAUCCAUGCAGAUAGUUUGGGAUUCAUUUGUCCAGGUUUUGAGAUUUCUGCCUCCAUCUGGUUACUGUGGAGGUGAAUGGACUUUAGUGUGUUGAGAAAUGACAUCCACAGACGUCUCCGUCAGCAGUUUUUGCCGAAACUUAAUUUCUACCAAACACUAAUAUCAGCAGGUUGAGGCAGAAAUCUCACGGCCUAGACAAAUGAAUCCCAAACUAUCUGCAUGGAGGUUUGGGAGAAAUGUAUUUUGUUAUUUUUGGACACAUAAAGUGAAGACUGUCAAGUGGAAAUGAUAAAACUGUUGCUUUCCUGCUUGUUUAGUUCUUUGGUUAGGAAAGACAAUCGUAACAAAACACUCAACCUUCUCUUGAAUCAAUCGUGGCACAUUUUUUCAGUUGUACUUUUAAUUAAAUGACCAAAAGACAAAAUGUUACACUCAGCUCAGUUGCUAAAUCUUUGAGAGAUGGACAUUCAUAAAUUGAGCUACUGAAAAAUGGUCAAAGCUGAACCUAAAGAGAAGCAAAAACUGGAUCCAGAGUUUAUAAAAUGCUCCCAAACUCCAGCUUUAGUUGUGAUUGUUGGCGGUUCAGCCUGACAGCACCAAACCUCCCAGCAUGAAGUCCCCAAUGGAUAAGGACUGCAGCGUUAGCAUGGCUCACAUUGUUUACCCGCAGCUUUGAACAGGCCACAUUUGUCAUUCUAAAAUAUUAGCUGUGACACCUGCGGACUCGGGCUUAUUGAUCGUUGCAGAGAUCUGUGGCGAGUAUUGAUGGAACGGUCCUGGGGUUUCCGUUCUGCCUCGGCUGUGGCGAAGCUUCUUGUGUGGUCAUGUUGAACAGAGGUGAUACAUCUCACAUGUUUAAAUGAGUCAGAUGAAUUAUUCAGUGUUCCUGUUGUGGAGCUCAACUUUCCCAGAGAAAAAGCCCCAAGGGAAAAACUAAAAGUUGAGUCGAGCGAGCGUUAAAUCAGCACGGUGUGACUUUGUCUCGCACUGUUAAAUAAGGAAAAGGAUGCUCUUUCUUCCCCGGUGAUAAUUUGCAAACCGCUGUAGCAUGAGCCCAUGUGCAUCUUCUCACUGUCAUCACAAAAGGAAUGUCAUGACCCCCUUCUUGCUUAAGUGAAGCAUGCUUUAUUCUGUUAGCUAAUGAGGGCGGACUGGACGUCUGAGGUGCAGGCUGAUGUUCUCAUCUGGUUCUCCAAUCCAAGCCUAAAGAGGCAGGUUUAUCGUCCUGUUGGAGGCAGCCAUUGUAGAAGUCCCACUAGACCUUUUAAGGUUUUUCUCUUCCAUUGCAUGUUGAAAGCUACAAGAAACGCGGACAGCUGGAGUCACUGGAGAUUUGUGUUUCUGUGUAUUUAUUUUAUCCUACUGAAUCCCCUUUCUUUGAAGAAUUGCUUCAGGGUUGAACAGGAACUUCUGCAAUGGCUUCCACUGUAUGUUCAGACUGCCAUCAUGCCACACUGCGGUAGCCAUUUACUCUUUCUUUGUUUCUGUAUGUAAUGUCAGACAUCUGGUUGGGCUGUGACCUCUCACAAGAACGGUAAAAUUACUGUAGUUGUUUCUUUUCCCUCCUCCUCCUCCUCUUCCUCCUCCUCUUCCUCUUCCUGCAGCGCUCCGAACACAAGCCGACAUUGUGAGUUGUACGUCAUUUAUUAUAUCUUGUAAAUAACCAGACUGAUGUUCUCUCUCUGUAAGAUAUUUAUGCUCCUUGCAAGGAGUGAGACAAAGGAAGAAAAAUAAAUAAAUAGAGAGAACACCAA
This is a messenger RNA of Sebastes umbrosus (honeycomb rockfish), 4270 nucleotides long. It is a transcript of the gene sucla2, whose product is annotated as succinate-CoA ligase ADP-forming subunit beta. The transcript is spliced from 11 exons. Gene Ontology annotation, molecular function: metal ion binding; ATP binding; succinate-CoA ligase (ADP-forming) activity. NCBI's taxonomy places the organism in Eukaryota, Metazoa, Chordata, Actinopteri, Perciformes, Sebastidae. Gene Ontology annotation, cellular component: succinate-CoA ligase complex; mitochondrion. The record is from RefSeq and is a predicted model, not a curated record. Bases 67 to 1455 code for a protein of 462 amino acids. Gene Ontology annotation, biological process: succinyl-CoA metabolic process; tricarboxylic acid cycle.